This is a messenger RNA of Ahaetulla prasina, 2550 nucleotides long. RefSeq names its product zinc finger protein 124-like. Gene Ontology annotation, molecular function: DNA-binding transcription factor activity, RNA polymerase II-specific; RNA polymerase II cis-regulatory region sequence-specific DNA binding. The transcript is spliced from 4 exons. Lineage: Eukaryota; Metazoa; Chordata; Lepidosauria; Squamata; Colubridae. The record is from RefSeq and is a predicted model, not a curated record. Gene Ontology annotation, biological process: regulation of transcription by RNA polymerase II. The coding region runs from base 153 to 1700 and encodes 515 amino acids.
GGAAUUUUUUCUGCUUCUUCUGGAAUCUUCAGUAACUUGUCUGGGAAGAGAGCUGAAUGGCCUUGGAAAAUUUGGCAAGACCUCUUGUGGACAUAAAGACCUGUGGAGAUCCUUGAGUCCAUUUUGGAGCUUUAUUAGAGACCAGAGAGAAGAUGGAGGGACAACACCCAACAGAUGCAGAAAUUAGAAAAGGCCCCCCAGCUGCUCAGCCUUGGAGCUGUGGGAAGAAUGGGGCAAGUCCUGGAUGGAGGAGCCACAAAGAGGCAUCCAAUAGUUCAGAGGUCCAAUGCUGUCACUUCAGAAAAGUGCAGUUUCAGGAGGGGAGCCGUCCCCGAGAUGUUUGCACUCAGCUUCACUACCUUUGUUGUCAGUGGCUGCAACCAGAAAAACACACCAAGGCUCAGAUGCUGGACCUGGUGCUCCUGGAGCAAUUCUUGGCUGUCCUUCCCCCAGAGAUGGCAAGAUGGGUGCGGGAGUGUGGAGCAGAGACCAGUUCCCAGGCAGUGUCCCUGGCCGAAGGCUUCUUGCUGACUCAGGAGGAGGAAAACAUGCAAGAAGAGUUGCAGAAAUCCAUGGAAUCUGUGACUGAGUAUCCUAAGGAGGGGAAACAUUCAUUCAGAUCUUCUCAAGAGCUGCUCUUCAGGGAGAACUUUCAGAAAGAUCAAAGUCAAGACGCUACGGGUUUAGCUGAACUGCUACUUCAGGAUGUUGUGUCCUUUGAGGAAGUGGCCGUGUAUUUCUCCAAGGAGGAGUGGGCUCACCUGGAUGCUGACCAAAAAGAGCUCUACAGAGAAGUCAUGCUGGAAAAUUCCAGGAAUCUGGCUUACCUGGGCUUUAAGGGGCAAGAGAAUAAGAAUUGCAAGGAAGAACUCCAAGCGAUCCAUUCGAAAGGGGGGAAAAGGAAAUUCGUAGAUCAGAUUCAACCAAAAAGGGAUGAAACACUGCAAUCAAGAAGUGGAAUUAAAACAAGUCUUCCUCAGGUGAGUUGGCUUCCUAACCAUACAGUGAUCGAGACAGCGGAAAGUACAUAUACAUCCAUGGAGUAUGGAAAGACGUUUAAUAAAUCCGGUCAUCUCAUUUCUCAUAAAAAGAAACAUUCUGAAGAGAAACGAUUUACCUGCAUGGAGUGUGGAAAGACCUUCCGUUAUAAUUACACUUUUAUAAUUCAUCAAAGGAUCCACAAAGGAGAAAGGCCUUAUAAAUGUAUGGAGUGUGGAAAGAGUUUUACUCGUAGCAGUCAUCUUAAUUCCCACAAGUGGAUCCACACAGAAGAGAAGCCAUAUCAAUGCAUGGAGUGUGGAAAGACCUUUGCUUUUAACAGUCAACUUAAUUCCCACAAAGGGAUUCACUCACGAGAAAGACCUUAUGAAUGCAUGGAGUGUGGAAAGACCUUUACUUGUAGCAAUAAACUUAAUUCCCACAAGAGGAUUCACUCAGGAGAAAGACCUUAUAAAUGCAUGGAGUGUGGAAAGAGUUUUACUCGUAGCAGUCAUCUUAAUUCCCACAAGGGGAUUCACUCAGGAGAAAGACCUUAUAAAUGCAUGGAGUGUGGAAAGUCCUUUACUUGUAGCAGUAAUCUUAAUUCCCACAAGAGGAUCCACUCAGGAGAGAAGCCAUAUCAAUGCAUCGAGUGUGGAAAGAGCUUUACUCGUAGUAAUGGUCUUAAUUCCCACAAGAGGAGCCACACAAGAGUCAUAUAAAUGUUUGCAGUGUGGAGAUGGCUUUUGAAAGAGUUGUGAUCUCACUUUCCAUAAAAGGAGCCAUACGGGAGAAAAAAACAUAUGAACGCAUGGAGUGAGGAAAGAACUUUACAAGGAGUAAAGCUCUUACUUGCCAUAGAAGCAUCCACAGACAAGAGAAACCAUAUGAAUAAAGGAAUUCUAGAAAGAGCUUCAAUAGAAAUCCAGGUGGUUCUCACCUUAUGACUGCAAUUGAGCCCAAAAUUUCUGUUGCUAAGGACACAGUUUUUAAAUAUUUUUUCCAUAUUUUAUGAUUUUUCUUGCCACAUUUCUUACGUGAAUCACUGUAGUUGUUAAGUUAGUAACAUUUGUGAAAUGAAUCUGGUUUCCCAUUGGCUUGGCUUGUCAGAAGGUUACAAAAGGUGAUCACCUGAUCCACGGACACUGGAAACUGUCAUGAAUCAGUUGCCAAGCAUCUGAAGUUUGAUCAGGUGACCUUGGGGAUGUUGCAACGGUCAUAAGUAUGAAAAAUGGUCAUAAAUCACUUUUUUCAGUGCUUCUGUAAAUUUGAACAAUUGGUAAAUGAACUGUAGUAAAUUGACAAUUGCCUAUAGUUGUCUAAAAUCUCAUACAAGUACUAUUUGAGUAAUAAUUCAAAUAAAUUGUAUACCUUCUAAGAUAUGCAUACAUAAAUUGCCCUUCUAGUGCAAACCAGAACAAGGCGAAUCCCUAAUCCUGCUUGUUGUUUUUGCCAAGUCCAAAUACUCAAAGGUGUUAUCUGCAUGUAGUAAUAUUCCUGAUUUUUUUUUUCAUUACGUUGUUCCUGAUAUUCCAAAAUAUCAAACACAAAUAUCACGUUAUUCUUUUUUGG